AGGCGGUGGCGGCCGCGGGCGGUGGGAGGAGCCGCGUGGUUCCGGCUGCCCGGGCGAGGCGACCCUUGGGUCCGCGCCGCGGGCGGGAGCGCAGGUAGAGGAGCGGCGCGCCGUGGCUCCGGGGAGGCUCAGGCAGCGGAGUCACCCCCGCGCGCCCCCAGCCCCCUCGGCCUCCGGCGUCGAGGCGGGGGAUCCAGGAGAUGCCGACCCAGAGGGACAGCACUACCAUGUCUCACCCGAUCGCGGGCGGCGGCUUCGGGGACCAUGCUCACCAGGUCCGGGUGAAAGCCUACUACCGCGGGGAUAUCAUGAUAACACACUUUGAACCUUCCAUCUCCUUUGAGGGCCUUUGCAAUGAGGUUCGAGACAUGUGUUCUUUUGACAAUGAACAGCUCUUUACCAUGAAAUGGAUCGAUGAGGAAGGAGACCCGUGUACAGUAUCAUCUCAGUUGGAGUUGGAAGAAGCCUUUAGGCUUUAUGAGCUAAACAAGGAUUCUGAACUCUUGAUUCAUGUAUUUCCUUGUGUACCAGAACGUCCUGGAAUGCCCUGUCCAGGAGAAGAUAAGUCCAUCUACCGCAGAGGUGCACGCCGCUGGAGAAAGCUUUAUUGUGCAAAUGGCCACACUUUUCAAGCCAAGCGUUUCAACAGGCGUGCCCACUGUGCCAUCUGUACCGACCGGAUAUGGGGACUUGGACGCCAGGGAUAUAAAUGCAUCAACUGCAAACUCUUGGUUCAUAAGAAAUGCCACAAACUUGUCACAAGUGAAUGUGGGCGACAUUCUUUACCACCGGAACCAAUGAUGCCCGUGGAUCCGUCAUCCGUGCACUCAGACCAUGCACAAACAGUAAUUCCAUAUAAUCCUUCAAGUCAUGAGAGUUUGGACCAAGUUGGUGAAGAAAAGGAGGCAAUGAACACCAGGGAAAGCGGCAAAGCAUCAUCCAGUCUAGGUCUUCAGGAUUUUGAUUUGCUCCGGGUAAUAGGAAGAGGAAGUUAUGCCAAAGUACUGUUGGUGCGAUUAAAAAAAACAGAUCGUAUCUAUGCAAUGAAAGUUGUGAAAAAAGAGCUUGUCAAUGAUGAUGAGGAUAUUGACUGGGUACAGACAGAGAAGCAUGUUUUUGAGCAGGCAUCCAAUCAUCCUUUUCUUGUUGGGCUGCAUUCUUGCUUUCAGACAGAAAGCAGAUUGUUCUUUGUCAUAGAGUAUGUAAAUGGAGGAGAUCUAAUGUUUCAUAUGCAGAGACAAAGAAAACUUCCUGAAGAACAUGCCAGAUUUUACUCUGCAGAAAUCAGUCUAGCAUUAAAUUACCUUCAUGAACGAGGGAUAAUUUAUAGAGAUUUGAAAUUGGACAAUGUAUUGCUGGACUCAGAAGGACACAUUAAACUCACUGACUACGGCAUGUGUAAGGAAGGAUUACGGCCAGGAGAUACAACAAGCACUUUCUGUGGUACUCCAAAUUACAUUGCUCCUGAAAUUUUAAGAGGAGAAGAUUAUGGUUUCAGUGUUGACUGGUGGGCUCUUGGAGUACUAAUGUUUGAGAUGAUGGCAGGAAGGUCUCCAUUUGAUAUUGUUGGGAGCUCUGAUAACCCUGACCAAAACACAGAGGACUAUCUCUUCCAAGUUAUUUUGGAAAAACAAAUUCGAAUACCACGUUCUCUGUCUGUAAAAGCUGCAAGUGUCCUGAAGAGUUUUCUCAACAAGGACCCAAAGGAACGAUUGGGUUGUCAUCCUCAAACAGGAUUUGCUGAUAUUCAGGGACACCCGUUCUUCCGCAAUGUUGACUGGGAUAUGAUGGAGCAAAAGCAGGUGGUACCUCCCUUUAAACCAAAUAUUUCUGGGGAAUUCGGUUUGGACAACUUUGACUCCCAGUUUACUAAUGAACCUGUCCAGCUCACUCCAGAUGAUGAUGAUAUUGUGAAGAAGAUUGAUCAGUCUGAGUUUGAAGGCUUUGAGUACAUCAAUCCUCUUUUGAUGUCUGCGGAAGAAUGCGUCUGAUCCUCGUUUCUCAACUGUGCAUUUUGCUCGUGUUGCCAUUUAAUGCAUGGAAAACUCAUUACCAGCCUGGAUAUGAUGAACCAUUUGAUAUUUGCCAACUACAAAAAAGCGCUCAAUAUCUUGUAUUUGUUGACUGUAAGAGUCAAUUAUUACAUAUAAAUUUAACUAUGGAAAAAAAAAAGACUAGUUUCCAGACAAUCGUGUCAAAAUUCAUUUAUACUGGUAGUCUAGCAGCCUACUGAUGAGUAACAAAGUUGUCUUUUUCCUUUGAAGAAACUACUUACCACUGCUUUUAAAAAGAGUGUCUGUUGCAUUAAGGCACAUGGUGGUAUUACAUCAUAAGCCUCUCUGUGAUUUUUGUCAUACUUCCUUUUAAGUAUUUAAUUUUGGAAUAAAAAGAUUAAUUCAAAAUAUAUUACCUGUUAGUGUAUGAAUUCUUUGUGUUUAAAAAUUCAGCUGUAAAUUUUAUCAUUGCCUUGGAUAAUUACUGAUUUUUAAGGUAGCAAUUGUUAAGUUGACUGGUAAUAAAAGGUAUUACUUGCUAAAAAUUGGGGAAUACAGAUUCUUCUUGAGGAAAAAGUUAGGCACAUUUUAUUAAGAAUCAGAUUCCAAAUCAUUAGCUGUUUUUGAGUUCUUUUGUAUAUGAGGGGUUAGUUUCUGAGCUAGUCCCUUUAGCCAGAACUUUAGCUGGAAUGUUAACAAAUGUAGUUGAAAGGAUCCACGAUGUAGCUGAAUGGAAAAGUUCUCAGUAUAUAGGAAGGAAAAAUAGAAACUUAAAGGAUAUAUAAAAAAAGUGCAAUGGUAAUAUUUAUUUCUUAUUGGAGAGUAAAUCUCAGUUGCUUUUAUGAUUUGAUUAAAUAAGGAGGCACUUACUACAAAAUUUGUAAAGGCAUUCUAUUUAUCCAAUGGAGACGGAAUGUAUACUAUUUGCCCUUAUAAUUUAGUAUACAAGAAAAGAAUUUACCUUCCAAACAGUGUGUUAAACAUACUUACUUCCUACCCCAAAACACAUUAUCCACACUUUUGGACCCUGUUUAUGGAGUCUGCAGUGAAAUCCAUGAAAAAUAAUAAACAUGAAUAAGUGUUCAGUACCCACACAUACACUCACAUCACAGUGCCAACCCCUUAAGCGAGUUUUUGUUAAGUAGGUAACACACGUAAUACAGAAUACAAUACAUUUCAGAGGCAGAGUUCUUCAGAUUAUGUUUUAUUAAUAUUAGUGUUUAGGAAUGUAUUAUGUAAAGGGAUGCCAGAGAUAGCAUCCUUCUGUUAUUUUAAUUUUUUUUUUUUUUUAAUGAAAAGGGACCUAAAAGUAACCACCAUCAUCUAAAUUACUUAUAAUUCCCCAAUCUUAGUAAAAUUUAAUUUUGGGGAAAGCUGUUGAGUCUUCAGCUUAGAAUUACUUAAAAUUUGUAGGCAUUUAAUAUCUUCUUUUUUGGAUGUUACAUUUCAUUAGAAAUAUAAUUUUCCCAAAAUUUCUGACCAUGUACUCUUUUUAUUUUAUGAUUUUUAAAAAUUAUUAUUCUACAGAGUUUCUCUCUCUCAUACACACACAUCAGUACGAGAGAGAAACACUUAUUGGUUGCUCCCCUUUACGUGCCCCGACCGGGAAUCAAAUGCACAACCUGGGUAUGUGCCCUGCCAGGAAUUGAACCCACCACCUUUUGGUGCACAGGACGAUGCUCCAACUAACUGAGCCACACUGGCCAGAGCCUGCCUGGCCAUGUAGUCUUUUCUUUAAAUAAUUAUGUCUGAAAGCAAUGAAAACCUCAAAGGAAAAAUGUUUAUAUCCACGUUUCUCUUAAUACCUGAAACUUGUUUUUUUAAAAAAGCAGUAUUCACUUCAAUCAUAAACUUACAGAAAAUUCGGACAUAUUACGAUAUAUGUUUAUGAUCUUGCUUUUAAGUGGUGCUGUUUCCCCUCGGGCAUUAGUUCUAAAAUUUUAGAAUGUGGAAUAAGUUUGUUUAAAAACACAUUACUGGGCCUACCUUAGAAUUCUGUUGGGUCUUUGGAACCAUAUUUUGAGGAAACUUUUGAGUCAUUCUUUUAUUUUUGUCCUGUGGUUAAAUAUUAGAAAGAGUACUCAUGAUAAAACAUUUUGAGUAGAGGUAGGCAGUGAGUACUGUUUUACCUACUAUUUUUAAAUACAUUUUGAAUGAAUGACUUCCUCAAGUUAGAUAGCAUCUCAAAAAAAUCCCAUCAGUUUUCUAUCAAUGUUGCAAACGAUAAGCAUUUUUCUGUGAUGAGGUUUUAGCCAUUAUUCAGGGUGGUCUUUAGUUUUUAAUCCUCUUUUAAAAUCUAAGAUUUACUGUGUAUAUUUCAUACAGAAUUGCAUUACAAAUAUGUUUCUAAUUGUGUUCUGUAUUUUGUAGUCUUUAAGUGCCAUGUCAAUCUUUUUUAUAUUAUAUAAAUUUCUCUGAAAAUACCAGGGGAAAAAGGCAUUUGACAGAAUGGUUGGAAUUUUGGUGUUCUAAGAAAAAAUUUAUUUUGUAUAAGCAUGUGGUCAGAUCAUUUUAUGUGUAUGCAGCCUGAAUUGGCUAUCGGGUAUUUUGCUUUAUAUAUUUACUUUUAAAAUUUUGUUUUGCUUUUGCCAUGUAGAAUACUGAAUACUGCCUUGGUAAUCAUAAUGUAGUCUGUAUUUGUGUACCUUUUUUUUUUUUUACUUUAAAAUUUUAAAUAAAAUGUUUAAUACCCAU
Messenger RNA from Myotis daubentonii (Daubenton's bat), 4688 nucleotides. RefSeq names its product protein kinase C iota (gene PRKCI). NCBI's taxonomy places the organism in Eukaryota, Metazoa, Chordata, Mammalia, Chiroptera, Vespertilionidae. Gene Ontology annotation, biological process: protein phosphorylation. Gene Ontology annotation, molecular function: diacylglycerol-dependent serine/threonine kinase activity; ATP binding; protein binding. The record is from RefSeq and is a predicted model, not a curated record.